AUGUAUAUGCAUAUACAUAUGUAUAGCCAGAUCUGUAUGUAUCGAGUAUAUAGACUCGAUUGAAGCGCAGCAAGGAAACGCCAUUGAACGCACGGACGGCGCAGCCAGCGGGCUGUUGUCUGGCCGGGCGGUGCAUGAGGAGGAGGUGGGUCAACAGAAACAGCAACAACAACAACAACACCAACAACAAACAACUGAGACAGCAACUGUCGCUUGUCUGUUGACACGACAACAACAAGAGCAACAAAACCCACCCACAUUCAUUUAGUCAUCUGCAUCGCGUUGUUAACCUCGACACCAAAAAUGAUCUCAAACAAAAAGGCGUAUGCCAUGAAGAUGCUGCAUCUGGCGUUGGCCUUGAGUCUGCUGCACGUGGACACGGAUUAUACGCUGCUGCAGCAACGCCUGUUGCGCCGCUGGGACUCCCAACUGGAGCUGUCCCAUGGCGAGGGCUGGGAGCUGGAGAUGCUGCGCACGGUGCCUAUGAUUGAGACACAGCAGCCGUAUGGCAAUCGCAAGGGCAUGAUGCCGUUGCUCGAGGAUCUCCUUCAGUUGGAUCAACAUCAUCCCCAUCGGCAGGUGGGUGGCGGCGAUGGCAGCGGCGGGGAAUAUAAACUGCCCACGGGCAGGUUCAAUGCGAGCACCUUUGUCAUGAAUCUACACAAUACGACGGGCAACAGCAGCGUGCAGACGGCGGCGCUGCAGGAUCUGCAGAGCUCUGCCGGCAACGGCGCCAACUCAGGCAGCUCGAGCAGCAGUUCGGGGGCAGCGAACACACCGGGCGGAGGAGCCGGUGCGGCGGCACUUGGCGAGAUCCACAUCAAUACGACGAGCAACAUGAGAGGCCAGAAUGCAAUGGCCGCCUCGCCCGAGCUGGAUAUAUUCAUGUCGCCCGAUCUGCUGCAGGAUCAGCGUUCGAUCUGGGAACAGAAUCUGGCCGAUCUGCAUGACUACGGCGACUUGCCCUACAGCAGUCCGUACGCCCAUCUGCCGCUCAAGGAUGGCCAGCAGCAGCCGCACAACAACAGCCAGCUGGACCUCAAUCUGGCGGCCUUCCUGCAUGGCUAUGCGGGCGGAGCCAAUGCUCUGGGUCAGCAUGCGAGCGAUGCGCCAAGUGCUCUGAACGACAGCACGCCGCAUCCCAGCAACUCGGGCAGUCUGACUGUGCAGCACUUCGGACCGGAUGCUGAUGAUGAUGAUGAGGACGAUCUUCUACUGAGUCGCCUAUUCAUCGAGGAUAACUCGGACUCGGAGUCAGCCGUGGGUGUUGCAAAUGCCUGCGAAGUGGAAGGCUUGACCAGCGAGGAGGAUUCCUUUGGCGUUGUCAACGAAGUAGAAGUCGUUGAGGAGGAAAGUGAAAUCGCUGAGGUGCUCUACAAGCAGGAUGUCGACUUGGGCUUUAGUUUGGAUCAGGAGAAGAUUAUCAAUGCAUCCUAUGCCAGCGGCAAUAGCGCUGCCAAGCAGCGCGCCUACAAGGCGGAUGGCGAGAAGGACAAAGCUGAUGACAAUGAUAAGAACGCCAGUGAUAAUGAUCAUGAUAAUGAUGAUGAUGAUAUCGAGAAGUUGAAAGCUCUGGAAGAUCUGCAGCAAAAUGAGCCAUCGAUUGAGGAGAAGAAACUGCCGGAUGAUCUGGAUGAGCUAUCGAACGAAUGGAACGGCAUACCCUUUACAAUCGACAAUGAAACUGGUGAAUACAUUCGCUUACCUUUGGAUGAGCUGCUCAACGACGUGCUGCAACUGCCUCCCUUUACGCUUGAGGACGACGUGCUACACAGCGAUUCGGUUGCUUCCACCUCUCAGGCCGCUGCUGCUGCUGCUGCUGCUGCCGCAUUGAAUAGCACACCGACAACGCGUAUUGUUUCCGAAACGGGCGAGGAAUUGAUCUUUGCUGAGCAGGAGUUCAACGAUAGGGCUAACGAGGCUAGCUACUCGGUCGGUGAUUUUGAUGAUCUGCAGGACUCUGUGGGUUCGCCGCUCUUCGAUUUAGAUGACGACGCCAAAAAGGAAUUAGACGAAAUGCUGCAAUCAACCGCACCGCCCUACCAUCAUGCCCAUCCCCAUGCCCAUGCCCAUCCCCAUAGCCACACCCAUCAUCAUCAUGCCGCCGCUGCCGCCCACCACCAUCACGCCCACGCCCACCACGCGGCUGCCGCUGCAGCCCAUCAGCGUGCGGUCCAGGCGAGCGCCAACUAUGCCACCAUGGGCUCCACACCGGGCAGCGCCUUUCAGCGUCAGCCGCCCAGCUCCGCUGGCUACCAUCAUGGCCAUCAUCAGGGCCGCAUGCCGCGCCUGAAUCGCACCGUUUCGAUGGAUCGCUUGCAGGACCUGGCCACCUACUUUAGCCCCAUACCGAGCAUGGGCGUGGUCGGCGGCGUCUCCGAUAUGCCGCCCUAUCCGCCACACUAUACCAGCUACUCGUACCAGAGUCCCGGCGUCCCACCCAGCGCCCAGCACGCGGCACAGUACGGUCAGUCGGCGGCUGCCACGUUGCCGCCGCCGCCGCCACCGUCAUCCGGCCCGCACCAUGGCCACAGCCAUGGCCACCACGCCGCUAUGCUGCAUGCCAAUUCGACAUUGGGUGACCUCUGCUCGGCCGCCGGUGGCCAGCCGCAUUACGGUCACAAUCUGGGCUCGGCCGUCUCGUCCAGCAUGCAUUUGACCAACGCCAGCCAUGACGCGGACGGCGCUGCUGCUGCUGCGGCUGCAGCGGCCGCCGCUGCCGCUGCCAGCAGCAACUACAAAAUGGAACACGAGAUGAUGUAUUAUGCGAACACCUCUUCGGACGUGAAUCACACAGAUGGUUUAAUCAACUCCUUUUUCAAUGAUGAGGAUCUUCACUUGAUGGAUAUGACAGAUAGCUUCUGUCGCAUGGUGGACAAUAGCACGAGCAACACUUCCUCGGUGCUGGGCCUGCCCAGCAGUGGACAUGUGAGCAACGCGGGCAGCUCCACUCUGAACGUAGGCAGCCAUGCGAAUGCCAACAGCGUAGCUGGUGGUGGUGGUGCAGUCGGUGGUGUUGGCUCUAUGAGCGGCGUAGCAGCUGCGGGCGCAGCUGGAGCUGUGGGUGCAGCCGGUGUGGGUGGCAUGACCAGUGACCUAUUGGCAAAUGGUGGCGGAGCACAGGGCGGAACGGAUCGUUUGGACGCGUCCAGUGACAGUGCGGUUAGCUCGAUGGGCUCGGAGCGUGUGCCAUCGCUCUCCGAUGGUGAGUGGGGCGAGGGCAGCGACUCGGCGCAGGACUAUCAUCAGGCCAAAUACGGAGGGCCGUACGACUUUAGCUACAACAACAAUACGCGCCAGCCGCCGGUGGCCCAGAAGAAGCAUCAGUUGUACGGCAAGCGGGAUCUGCACAAGCAAACGCCCAGCGCACUGACGGCCACAGCGGCCCCCGUGGCAGCCACGCCCCAGUCGCAGCAGCAGCAACAGCAGCCGCAGGUGCAGAGCAUCAAGUACGAGUACGAGGCGGGCGCUGCGGCCUUUGCGGGCAGCAAUGUGGGCGAGGCAGCUGCAAUGGCGCCCGUCCUGUCCAAGGACUAUCACCAGGCCUAUGGCAUGAGCGCGGCCAGCGCCUUCACCGCCGACUAUGGCAUGCCACGCGCUCCAUUGACGCCCCAGGGCGUGGUUCAGCUGAAUCACACGUACGCACUGCAGCAGGGAGGCGCCGGAGCGCUGCCCCAAGGAAGUGUAUCGCUAAGCAGACCGCAUCCCCGAGACAAGAAGCCGCCGACAGCCAACAAACAUGCCUCGAAGUCGAACAGCAGCGGCGCAGGCAACGGCAUGGAGGAGGAGCAUCUAUCGCGGGACGAGAAGCGGGCACGCGCCCUGAACAUACCCAUAGCAGUGGGCGACAUCAUCAACCUGCCCAUGGACGAGUUCAACGAGCGGCUGUCCAAAUACGAUCUGAGUGAGACGCAGUUGUCGCUGAUACGCGACAUCCGGCGGCGUGGCAAGAACAAGGUGGCCGCCCAGAAUUGCCGCAAGCGCAAACUGGACCAGAUACUCACGCUGGAGGAUGAGGUCAACACGGUGGUGAAGCGCAAAGCGGAGCUGAAUCAUGCUCGGGAACAGCUCGAUGCCGAGCGAAAGCGCAUCUCCAACAAGUUCUCCAUGCUGCAUCGCCACGUAUUCCAGUAUCUGCGCGAUCCCGAAGGCAAUCCCUGCUCCACGGCUGACUAUAGCCUGCAACAGGCGGCCGAUGGCUCGGUCUAUUUGCUGCCACGCGACAAGUCGGACAAUGGCACCACGGCAACAGCCGCCAGUGCGGUGACUGCGAGCGGCAGCCAGCAGCAGGCGUCGUUGCAUGGCGUGCAUCAGGGCCAUCAUCAGGUGCAGCACGUGCCACUGCAGCAGCAGCAGCAGCAACACAGCAGCAGCAGCAACAACAGCAGCAGCAGCAGCAACAGCAGCAUCAGCAUCACAAGGAAUGAAAAUAUCUGCUGCGUAUUGCCGCAACAACGAGUUGGUUGUCAAACUUUCAGCAGCAGCAACAGCAGCAGCAUCAUCAACUGCAGCGGCAACAGCAGCAGCAGCAGCUAAAUUUGCAACAGCAACAUCAGCAGCAGCAGCAACAAUGUUGCGAGCCAACGUACGAUUACCGUUACGAUUUCUACAACAACAGUUACCUGUAUUACUGAGCGGUUGCCGUUCUUGUUCUUAUGUUACACCUGCGCCUGCUCUGCUGCACGCAACAUGUUGCAGGCAACAUUCGCUUGCAGGACGCUGCUACGAAACGAAACGUUUAAAUUUCUGCUACUGCAGCUGGAUUUUUCAGUUUUUCACAUGCAUUUGCAUUUCCCACCCACAAUCCCCAAUCCCAACCUAACUUAGUCAAUAUAUAUUUGUUAUUUAUUUUUAAAAUCUCUUUAAAAUUGCCUUUCCUCAUAGUUUUUCUCUUAUAUAUGAAUAUCCAUAUAUUGCAUAGAAUCCAUAGCGCAUGGUACGAAAAUUUAUACCUUACUUGUGAUAAAUAAUUUGUGAAUUUUUAUUGUUUGAAGCAGCAACAGUUAACUGAAAUCUUGUAUUGAAAAACAAUUUGUAAAUCCCACUAAAAAUAUCCUCAGUCACACACACACACAUUCUCAUAUACAUUUGCAUAUACACUUACACAAAACUAUCAAUGCGUCGUCCAAAAGAAUUAUGAUGCUAGAAACCAUUUACAUUUAUAAUAUUAGUCUGUAAAAUAACAAAACAAGAAACAAAAAAGAUGAGCACAUGUAUAAAUAGCUGUUAGGUACAAGUUUUGUAAAGGUUUUGAAACAAACGGAAAAAAAUCAGAAAAAAAAAAACAAAAUAAAAUAAAAAAUAUUGCUGGACAUUUCAUAGACUCGCUCAUAAGAAGCCUAGCUCUAAGUACACCAAUACACAUACGCAAAUACACCCACACAUACACAAACACAAAGUAAACCCUAAGAGAACAACAAUUAGCGUAUUAUUUACUAAUACUUUAAGCUAGCUCAUAAACAAAACAUCUGUAAAUACUUAUUAAAUAAUUUAGCUUUAAUUAAACUAAUUGAUUAUAUGAUCCACUCGGUGCACUAGGCCAGAGCUAAAUGUAAAUUUAACAAUUUAAGAUUCGAACGCAACAGAGUUUAAAGUGAAACAAAAACAAAAAGUACACAAAAAAAAAAACAUGAGAAAUAUUAAUAUUUAAUAUUCUUUAAAUGUCCUAAAGCAUAAAAACCAGAACUUAUUUAUAAUGCUGUAAACAGAGAUCAGAAA
This is a messenger RNA of Drosophila navojoa, 5718 nucleotides long. It is a transcript of the gene cnc, whose product is annotated as NFE2 like bZIP transcription factor cap-n-collar. Gene Ontology annotation, cellular component: nucleus. NCBI's taxonomy places the organism in Eukaryota, Metazoa, Arthropoda, Insecta, Diptera, Drosophilidae. Gene Ontology annotation, biological process: regulation of transcription by RNA polymerase II. The record is from RefSeq and is a predicted model, not a curated record. Gene Ontology annotation, molecular function: RNA polymerase II cis-regulatory region sequence-specific DNA binding; DNA-binding transcription factor activity, RNA polymerase II-specific.